GCCGCUAGUGGUCUACUUUGUUUGUUUAUCAUAAUGAGUUCACCCUCACCUGAACAGCAGCCUCUUCUAGCAUCGUCGGAGGAUAAUAACAACAAUAGUAAUGCUAAUCCUGAGUCGGCAAAUCAAGAGGAGGAUGCAGAAAUGAAGGCUCUCAUGGAAGACUUGAACAACAUGAGUACUGAGGGCAUCCAGCAACGGGCCCGGCUCAUACAAAAUGAUAUACGAGUUUACAAGUCAGAAGUUCAACGUUUAACACAUGAGCUAAACUCCAUUAAGGAGAAGAUGAAGGACAAUCAGGAGAAAAUAAACCUCAAUCGGCAAUUGCCCCAUUUGGUUGGUAGUGUUGCGGAGAUCUUACCUGCAGAUGAGGAUGAGGCAGAUCUCCCAGAAGAAGGAUCUGCAAUAAGCACUCUCCAACGGAGAGAGAAAAAGGAAAAGAAGUCUAUGGUAGUCAAGACGACUACAAGGCAGACCAUCUAUCUACCCAUCAUUGGUCUUGUUCCAGUGGAAGAGCUGAAGCCUAACGACCUGGUGGGGCUCAACAAGGAUUCCUAUCUUGUCUUGGAUAAGCUGCCUCAAGACUUUGAUUCUAGGGUCAAGGCAAUGGAAGUUGAUGAAAGGCCUACUGAUCAGUAUUCUGAUAUCGGAGGUUGUGAUAAACAAAUUCAAGAGAUGAUAGAGGCUAUUGUGCUCCCAAUGACCCAUAAAGAGAGGUUUGAUAAGAUAGGUAUAUCCCCACCAAAGGGGCUCUUGCUCUACGGCCCUCCUGGGACAGGUAAGACUAUGAUGGCUAGAUCAUGUGCUGCUGCGACUAAUGCUACUUUCCUCAAACUAGCUGGACCGCAGUUGGUCCAAAUGUUCAUUGGUGAUGGUUCCAAGAUGGUCCGUGAUGCAUUUAAUUUAGCCAAGGAGAAGGCCCCUGCUAUCAUCUUCAUUGAUGAGUUGGAUGCCAUUGGAAUGAAGCGAUCAGCUGGUGGUGAGUUGUCUGGGGUAAGAGAGGUCCAGAGGACUAUGUUGGAGUUGCUUAAUCAAUUGGAUGGAUUCAGUAGUGAUGAUCGCGUUAAGGUUAUUGCCGCAACCAACAGAGCUGAUAUGCUGGACCCUGCUCUAUUGAGAAGCGGUAGAUUGGAUAGGAAGGUCGAGCUACCUCUGCCCAAUGAGGAUGCUAGGAAACGGAUCCUUCAAAUACACUCUCGUAAAAUGAAUGUGAACAAGGAAGACGUGAACUUCGAUGAGCUGGCUCGGUGUACAGAUGAUUUCAAUGGUGCACAGCUGAAGGCAGUUUGUGUUGAGGCUGGUAUGGAAGCACUCAGACGUGGGGCUACUGAACUCCAACAUGAGGACUUUAUGCAAGGUAUAGCAGCAGUACAGGCUAAGAAGAAGACUAGUCUCAACUAUUAUGCUUGAGUACUGCUACUCUCGUCCUCUGUGUGUUGUAUGUCUGCGCUACCUCUACCGUACUCCAUCGCAGCAACCCUU
Molecule: messenger RNA, 1479 nt
Organism: Perkinsus marinus ATCC 50983
Lineage: Eukaryota; Perkinsozoa; Perkinsida; Perkinsidae
Product: 26S protease regulatory subunit 6A, putative
Exons: 12
Coding region: 34-1407 (457 amino acids)
Biological process (GO): proteasome-mediated ubiquitin-dependent protein catabolic process
Cellular component (GO): proteasome regulatory particle, base subcomplex
Molecular function (GO): ATP binding; proteasome-activating activity; ATP hydrolysis activity
Source: RefSeq, a predicted model, not a curated record